Molecule: messenger RNA, 2473 nt
Organism: Drosophila melanogaster (fruit fly)
Lineage: Eukaryota; Metazoa; Arthropoda; Insecta; Diptera; Drosophilidae
Exons: 3
Coding region: 100-1434 (444 amino acids)
Biological process (GO): proteolysis
Cellular component (GO): extracellular region
Molecular function (GO): hydrolase activity
Source: RefSeq, marked reviewed
UGAUCAGUCGACAUCGCGAGUCUGUAGCUACGAGAUUGUUUCUAAUCGGUGUUCUCUUUGCUUUAAACUGCACUAGCACAUAGUUUCCCACCAACGAAGAUGAGCUGGCUGAUCUCAGCGGUGUUCCUCCUGCUGUCCCUUUGUGCCUUCUCGAUGGGCCAGGACACGAUUUCGGCGAUGUGCCUCUCGGACGAACGGUGCACGUCUUUGAAGCGUUGCGAAGACUCGGAUGAUUCCGGUCGAAGGGGAAUUAGGCCACGCAGCUCACGCAUCUGCGGCACCCAAAGGGUCUGCUGCGAGAAGGCCCAGCUGGACAGCUAUGACAGAUGGCUGGUUGAGAGAACCACAACAGUGCCUUCAACAAUUCGAAACAAGGUAUCCAGUGUCCUGGAACCGCCGCCGAACGAGAGCUGCGGACAGAACAUGGAGUGUGUACCCAGAAAGUUGUGCCGCGACAAUAUUAUCAACGACUCGGGAAUCAGCCUGAUCAAUCCGAGGAUUAGCCCGAUUCAGUGCAGCAAGUCCUUGUACCGCUGUUGCGCCGUAGAUCAAAAGGUGGAUGACAGCGAAAGUCCGUACUUGGUGAAGCAGGCGAACUUUAAGUACAAGAACUGCGGCUACAGCAAUCCAAAGGGUCUAAUACCCGACAACGACAAGUUCCCCUACUCGGAGGACGUCUCCAUAUUCGGAGAGUUUCCUUGGAUGGUGGGCAUCUUCACUGGGCGCCAAGAGUUUCUAUGCGGCGGCACUCUCAUCCAUCCGCGGUUGGUAGUUACCACUUCGCACAAUCUGGUCAACGAGACGGUGGACACCUUGGUGGCCAGAGCUGGCGACUGGGAUCUGAACAGCCUGAACGAGCCGUAUCCGCACCAGGGCAGCCGUAUUAAGGAGAUCAUCAUGCACUCCGAAUUCGAUCCGAACUCGUUGUACAACGACAUAGCACUAUUGCUCCUGGACGAGCCCAUCCGUCUCGCUCCACAUAUCCAGCCGCUGUGCUUGCCGCCUCCGGAAUCUCCGGAGUUGACCAACCAGCUGCUAUCGGUCACCUGUUACGCCACUGGUUGGGGCACCAAGGAGGCGGGCAGCGACAAGUUGGAGCAUGUGCUCAAGCGGAUCAACCUGCCACUGGUGGAGCGAGAAGAGUGUCAGGCGAAGCUUCGGAACACACGGCUCGAGGCUCGCUUCCGACUGCGACCGAGUUUCAUCUGCGCCGGCGGAGAUCCUGGCAAGGACACCUGCAAGGGCGACGGCGGCUCACCGCUUUUCUGCCAAAUGCCUGGCGAAAUGGAUCGGUACCAGCUGGUGGGCAUCGUGUCCUGGGGCGUCGAGUGCGCCGUGGAAGACAUUCCGGCGGUGUACGUCAACGUGCCCCAUCUGCGCGGCUGGAUUGACGAGAAGAUCAGAGGACUUGGAAUCGUGCUGCAGGCGCAAUAAGCUUAAACCUUAAUCCACGAUGCAAAUGAAAAAUGAGAAGCAAAGGUCGUUUUUUAAUUUCAAAAAUUAACCAAAUAAAAUAUAACGUUUAGAUAGAUUGCGCUACUUGCACGUACCCAUAUCUCCCGGACUCUCUUUUCCCGAGAAACAGGUAUCUGAUAGUCGAGUAACUCAGCUUUACAACUUUCAACUUUAAUCUGGUUUCAUCCAAUAAAAAUAAGGAUUUGCUGGUCGCCGAAGGAGUUCCCAUUGUACACUGACACUCUAAUAAUGAAUACAAUUGAAUAUUGGAUUUUGUAUUGGAUGUUGACUACCCUGAUUGAUUACUUUUACCACGUUCUCUUUGAAAAAUUAGUGGAUUGUUACUGCAAUAAGGACAAUAACCCUCUGCCUGAGAAACUCUUUAAAGCUCUUAUCAUUUACAAACGUUAUCUGCCAUCGUCGGUCUUCUAUAUCCGCCAUUUAUCCGUGCCAGCUUGAACUUAAACGCCGGAAUAGUUUUCCAUCGAGGCACUUAACUCGGAGGUACCUCCAAGUCACUGGAUUUAUUGCAAUCCUUGAACAAAGGAGCGGCACUGGGAUAUUCGAGCCAAGGAGCACAGCGUCUUCAUGCCGGCAGCUUAUAAAUAGUGGAGCCAUGGCAGAUGGCUAUGUGGACUAUCCCCCAUUUGACACCCCCAUACGCCGUGCUCCACUUCACCAUCACGGCUAUGGAACCAAAUUAACCACGAGGCAACUCAGGGAAUGGGGAAAAAGAGAAACAACGCAUUGAAUCGCCAAAAAUUGAGAAAUUACACGCUGGGCCGAGCAAACGGCGAUGUAGCGAAUUGAUUUUCGGGCUGCCUGCUGUUCCGCCUGGAGCUCCUUCCUCCUCCCCGCACCGUGGCACUCGAUUCCCCAGCCAGGAGCACAAACUCAUUUCUCAAGUAAAUUGUUUAAACAGUUUUUGCUUUGUUUUACGUUACGUUACGUAAUUUAUUAGGCACUUUUACGGCCCUCGCGUUUUGUAUCGAUUUUGUUGUUUUCAAAACUAUGGCAU